AUGGCAUCACAACAUCCAUCGGCAACGCCGAGGCGAUUGCCGGACUCUUCGCAAGCGGAAGUGACAAUCGGCCAGUUUAAACGACUCGAAGAAAUCGGACGGGGUAGCUUUGCUACUGUCUAUAAGGGGCUACAUGUGAAGAAAGGAGCCCUUGUUGCCAUCAAGUCGGUCCACCUCCAAAAGCUCAACAAGAAGCUCAAGGACAACCUCUAUUCCGAAAUACACAUCUUGAAGGGCUUGCAUCAUCCACACAUUGUCGCCCUUAUCGAUUGCCAAGAAUCAUCGGCUCACAUUCAUCUCGUCAUGGAGUUUUGCCAGCUCGGAGAUUUGUCCUAUUUUAUCAAGAAACGAGAUAAGCUUUCAGGGCAUGCUGCAACCGCGGAGAUGAUCAAGAAAUAUCCUAACCCCCCCGGUGGUGGCUUGAACGAGGUGGUGGUCCGGCAUUUUCUCAAGCAGCUCGCGAGCGCGCUGGAGUUCCUGCGGGCGCGAAACUUUAUUCAUCGCGAUGUCAAGCCACAGAACCUUCUUCUAAAUCCAUCGCCGUUGUGGUUUGCCCGAGCCCAGCCAGAGGUAAUGCCUCUAGCUGCAAGCGAAAACUCCUUGGUCCCAAUCGUGGGCGUGGAGUCGCUCCCGAUGUUGAAGAUUGCAGACUUUGGCUUCGCACGGUCUCUUCCUUCCACCUCUCUCGCCGAGACUCUUUGUGGGUCUCCGCUGUAUAUGGCACCGGAGAUUCUACGCUAUGAAAAGUAUGAUGCAAAGGCAGACUUGUGGUCCGUUGGUACCGUGCUCUAUGAGAUGGUGGUUGGGAAGCCGCCUUUUAGAGCAUCAAAUCACGUGGAGCUUCUUCGCAAGAUCGAGAGGGGUGAAGACCGGAUCAAGUUUCCAGAAGAUACUCUUUUGAGUGAUGGUAUGAAGAGAUUGAUCCGGUCGCUUUUGAAACGAAACCCCGUCGAGCGAUUGGGCUUCAAAGACUUUUUUGAUAAUGCAGUCGUCAGAGACGAUAUUCCAGGUCUGGUUGGGGAAGACCGGCCUCGACUCUUGCCGAAGCGGCCCUCUGAAGGAGAGCCGGGACAAGUUUCGGAAGCACACUUGCAGAGUAAAACAAGUGCUUCUCGAGAACAACGACCACUACUACAGCCUGGGCUGCCACAGGAGCAGCCUGAAGCUCCCAUUUCAUCAUCGCCAGGAAAUCGGGCGCUUCAAAUACGACAACAGGCAUCCCGUACAAGCUCGCAGCCCAUGAUAACCCGGCGUCUUUCGGGCACACCUCCUCGUACUGGAAAUGCAAUGCGUCCUGGUGAGCUGCUGCAAGGAGCACAACCGGACCGGACGGCUCGGGGUUCCCUGGGCGAAGCACAGCGACCGCACCUCACUUCUCAUGCUACUGCUCCUGCUCGACAAGACUUGUAUCCGGAUCGUGUCAACCCCGGCGCCGCUGAGGUGAUGCAGCGAAAACCAAGUCGGGCUAGCGCGUCUCCCAGCGCAUCACUAUUGAAUGAACAACUCCAGGAUCGCGAACGUAAACGUCGUGAUGAUCAGGCUCUGCGAGAGGAACGGGAGCGAGCCGCUCAGGAUGUUGCAUUUGAGAGAGAUUAUGUCGUUGUGGAGAAGCGUGCCGUUGAAGUCAAUGCUUUCGCAGACGAGCUGGCCGCGAGUCCGCAGUUGCGAGGCAAUAUGCGCGACCGUCAAUCAUCCUCCCCAAAUGGACCAAUUGUGCGCCGAGCAACAGUUCAGGGAGCUCCAAGCUCAGCUCCCAGUGUACAACCAAGCCAGUCUAGAGCAAUGCAGAUUGCCUCUGGCAAACCCCGUCCGGAUCCGACGCACCAUCGAAAAAGCUCCUACGAUAGAAGAUACGGCUCGAGCCCCUCUUCUGCAACAUCUGCGAUUUCCAAAGCGCUCAACAUGGCUAAUUUCCGGCUUUUUGGGAUGGGAUUCUCCCCUCCCGUCGGCAAGGGGCCAUCUCCGCCGCAAGUGUAUGGCGCGUUUCCUGCAUAUCCAACCGGCCAAAGCAGCCUAAUCAUGGUUGGUGAAAGCCCGAGACCUUCAGAUGAAGAUUCAAAAGCAAUCCAUGUUGUCGAAGAAUCAGCUACGCGUAGCGAUGUGGUAUAUGGUUUUGCAGAAGUGAAAUACAAACAGCUUAUACCAUUGGCCCCUUCGGCUGAACACGGCCUAGGCCUACGUCAGGCCGGCCUUUCUGAACGAGACGGAGCUGUUGCAUAUGCAGGCGAAGACGAAGGUCUGACCGUUGAUGCCAUUGUGACCCUUUCUGAAGAGGCUCUUGUGCUCUAUGUAAAGGCGCUCUCUCUCCUCGCGAAUUGCAUGGACAUUGCAGGGACUUGGUGGUCUCGCAAAAAUCGAGGAGAGGUAAUCUUUGAUCAGACCACUGGAAGAGCCGAGGGUACCUCUGCCACUAGUUUGGCUGCAGGAGCCCGCAUCAACAACGUGGUGCAGUGGGUUCGGAACCGCUUUAAUGAAGUUCUUGAGAAGGCCGAGUUUGUGCGGCUCAAGCUUGUUGAAGCGCAGAGACGGCUACCGCUUGAUCACCCCAGCCAUCCUAACAACCAUCCAUCUGCUUCUACUUCGACGACCGGGAUGGGCACCUCGGCCGACAAUGUGGUUGUCAGCUCAGGUGUCACUGCUGAGAAGUUGAUGUAUGAUAGAGCACUAGAGAUGAGCCGGGCGGCCGCCGUCAACGAACUCGUAAGCGAAGAUCUUCCCGGCUGCGAAAUUGCCUAUGUCACUGCCAUCAGGAUGCUGGAAGCCAUUAUCGAGAGCGACAUGGAUCCUCUUUCGAAAAAGGGCAGCAGCACCGAUAGAGAUAAGAGAGAUUCACGAGCAGACGCUGGAACCGCCCACGGUAUGGAGGCCGAGGACCGGCAGGUUGUGGAAAAGCCUAACUCAAAUUAUCCAGUUGUCAUCAGCAUUCGCGGCCGCUUGGGGGCCUUGAGAAAGAAAAUGGCCGUUUUAUCCAAACGAAACUCUAUUGCUCAAGCACCACCGAUCAAGUCACGAGGGAGCACAACUCCAACACCUGUAAUUGCCACGACUCCUCCAAAGUAG
Messenger RNA from Xylona heveae TC161, 3060 nucleotides. Its product is annotated as Serine/threonine-protein kinase atg1. The transcript is spliced from 3 exons. Gene Ontology annotation, biological process: autophagosome organization; protein autophosphorylation; peptidyl-serine phosphorylation. Gene Ontology annotation, cellular component: cytoplasm; autophagosome. The record is from RefSeq and is a predicted model, not a curated record. Gene Ontology annotation, molecular function: protein serine/threonine kinase activity; ATP binding. Bases 1 to 3060 code for a protein of 1019 amino acids. Lineage: Eukaryota; Fungi; Ascomycota; Xylonomycetes; Xylonales; Xylonaceae.